CACAAAAGCUAUAAAUCGCGUCCUGCUAAAACCUGCAAGUUUUCACUUAGGUUGUCAUUGGGGUAGCGCAGUCUGAAGCUUUUGCACAAGAUUAUUGUUCUUUGAACCUUACCAAUACUGCGUUUGAACUUCUUCUCAACGGAGAACGGAGAACCUGCGGGAGAACGGUUUCGUUCGCUGUUUCCGAGGCUGAUCUGUGUCCGCGUUUUUCCGGCAGGACAUGGGGUGUGAAAGACAGACUGCGUUAGGAUUAUUCUGUGUUUUGGGAGGUGUCAUAAUCCAGAUUACAUACGGAAAUUUUUACACCGUUGCGCCAUACAUGGUGGAUUACAUGAAUUACAAUAACAUGUCGGUGAAGAGUACCUCCGUUGUGUGGCUGACGUCUGUUGCAAUUUCAAUGGAGGCAGUUGCGAUGCCCAUAGGUGGAUUUUUGUCCACAAAAAUAGGAUUCAGACUGGUGGUCUUUUUGAGCUGUUUGAUUCAAAGUAGUGGUAUUGCGCUGACCUAUUUUGCGUUGAGCUGGGGAUUCAUAGCAGUGGUUGUCACCUACGGCGCCAUACAGGGCUUUGGCUUCGGCUUUGGAUAUUCAGUGAUUAUAUCAACUACGGCCAUGUGGUUUCCCAGAAAUCGUGGCCUGGUGGUUGGUUUGAUUGUUGGUGGCUUUGGUGCUGGCGCAUUGCUUUUCACGCCGAUUCAGACGGCCUAUAUCAACCCGGACAAUAUUGCAGUAAACAACACGACCAAAACAUUUACGGACCCAGAUCUGCUAGCUCGCGUACCCAAGGCCUGCCUGGUUUUGGCUGCAACCAUCUCAUGCAUUCAAGCCUUUGGACUGCUGAUGAUGCGAGAAAAGGCGAAAGACGGCAAGAAUAAGAGCACUGAGAAAAUUGGAUCGGAUGAAAAAAUCCAUGAAGAACUUGAAGAACUGAAGAAUCGUGAUGCGGAAUGUUCUGCGGCCGGUGACAAACCAACAGCGUCGACAGUGGGAGGUUUUGGUUUCGAUGACACCGACUCCCUGGCAAAUUGGAACAAAGAGGUAGCUGGCAUCAAAUACAUUCGUGACGAUCUGUUUCUGGCUGGCGUUGCAAUGGCUGCUUCUUUGUGUAACUCAGGUGGUCGCGUUGUGUGGGGUUGUAUAUGUGACCGUUUGUCAUUCAAGGUACCCAUGUGUUCCAUGAUCAUCGUCUGGACAACCAUGCUGUUCACAUUUCCGCAUAUUUCGAUAUUUAGUGGUGUUAGUGCGAAGAUUUUCUACACCAUAUGGGUAUCAAUGCUGUACUUUUGUCAGUGUGGUAUAUUUGUAUUUGCUCCAACGGCGACAGAGAUUUUAUUUGGCCCGGUUCACCUCGCCGUCAACUAUGGACUUAUCUACAAUGCCUUCAUCGCAGGAAGCAUGUUUGCGUCCGUCAUGAAUAUGGUACCCAUCCCUGGGAACCGUGAGAACCAGGCUUUCGUUAUCAGUGGGGCCAUGUGCAUUUUGUCGCUCAUAAUCGUGUUCUUCAUUGAGGAUAAGAAGACCCCUAGCCAGUGUCAGUUCAUCAACUUACCACUUCGGCUGCGACGAAGAUUUUCCAAACGGCCGAUUGCAAAAUCCCCCGAUGAAGCUAAUGGAGCCAACAAAGAUAAACCUGUCGCGGCCUAGAUUUUCCUCUCAAUUAAUUGUCAAACACCCGUUAGUGUUAGUCCGCCUACGUAAAAUCACAAGUUCCCCGGAAUUCUCUAUUUUCACAACUUUUCUCCAAGUUCUAUAAAGGCU
Opisthorchis viverrini is the source of this 1756-nucleotide messenger RNA. RefSeq lists its product as hypothetical. The transcript has 13 exons. Gene Ontology annotation, molecular function: transmembrane transporter activity. Gene Ontology annotation, biological process: transmembrane transport. Bases 221 to 1642 code for a protein of 473 amino acids. Lineage: Eukaryota; Metazoa; Platyhelminthes; Trematoda; Opisthorchiida; Opisthorchiidae. The record is from RefSeq and is a predicted model, not a curated record.